AUGACGACUUCACUGAUCUUGCAUCCACGCUGGGCGGAUACCUUCAUGUACGUGUAUGAGGAGAACCCGAAUGAAAAUAACCAGAAUAAAAUCCCAGCCAUGGAAGGGCUAAGUGGGAACUGCCCAGCGAGCCACUGCAGGGAUUUAAUCACGCACCCGGUACUGGGUCGUCAUUCCAGCACCAUUGGGACUCACCAGGGUUCUGUCUAUACGGAUAUACCUGCUCCAGAUGCCUCCAGGCAGUGCCCGGCGCCACCGGCCUCUUCGAACGCCACCUUGGGCUAUGGCUAUCCCUUUGGAGGCAGCUACUACGGAUGCCGAUUGUCCCAUUCCCACAACGUAAACUUACAACAGAAGCCUUGUUCUUACCACCCAGCUGAAAAAUACCCCGAGCCCAGCGGCUCCCUCCCCAGCGAAGAACUAUCCUCAAGGGCCAAAGAAUUUGCUUUUUACCCGAGCUUUGCCAGCUCCUACCAGGCGGUCCCUGGUUAUUUGGACGUAUCAGUAGUUCCAGGUAUCAGCGGCCACCCGGAGCCCAGACACGACGCGCUGCUUCCCAUGGAAGGAUACCAGCACUGGGCUCUUUCCAAUGGCUGGGACGGGCAGGUCUAUUGCUCGAAAGAGCAGUCACAGUCUACCCAUCUCUGGAAAUCACCUUUCCCAGAUGUGGUACCUCUCCAGCCAGAAGUGAGCAGCUACCGUAGGGGCCGAAAGAAAAGAGUCCCUUACACGAAAAUCCAGCUGAAAGAAUUAGAAAAAGAAUACGCCGCCAGCAAAUUCAUUACCAAAGAGAAGCGAAGAAGGAUUUCGGCGACCACUAAUCUUUCCGAGCGCCAGGUCACGAUCUGGUUUCAGAAUCGCAGGGUGAAGGAGAAAAAGGUUGUUAGUAAAUCUAAGACACCUCACCUGCAUGCUACCUGA
Messenger RNA from Varanus komodoensis (Komodo dragon), 921 nucleotides. RefSeq names its product homeobox C13 (gene HOXC13). Lineage: Eukaryota; Metazoa; Chordata; Lepidosauria; Squamata; Varanidae. The record is from RefSeq and is a predicted model, not a curated record. The coding region runs from base 1 to 921 and encodes 306 amino acids. Gene Ontology annotation, molecular function: DNA-binding transcription factor activity, RNA polymerase II-specific; RNA polymerase II cis-regulatory region sequence-specific DNA binding. The transcript has 2 exons. Gene Ontology annotation, biological process: regulation of transcription by RNA polymerase II.